AUGCUUGUAACGGCGGAAUUUGUAUUGACAACUAUGCUUAAUGGUCUUCCGACUUGUCCCCUCCGCCACAGGUAUAGAGCAGAACUAAAGAUGAGCAACGAUGAUUGUCACGAAUAUUCUUCUUGUCCUAGCCAAUUCAAGAGUUUGUAUAUAGCAAAUCUUGAUCCGCGAGUCUCCGAGGCAAUAUUGAUUCAGUUAUUAUCGGGUUUUGGAAAGAUUACAAGAUCGAUUCUAGCAAAGGAUUACAGAGGAGAGCCGCGAGGAUUUGCUUUCGUUGAGUUUGAAAGCACACAUAGCGCUGAACAAGCCGCUGAACACAUGAACGGAAGGCUAAUAGGUCAGAAGAUUAUAUACGUUGAGAGGACACCAAAGGUCGACGAAGGUCAAGACUACAUAUAA
Messenger RNA from Eruca vesicaria subsp. sativa (arugula), 399 nucleotides. The record is from the annotation of a GenBank genome assembly. NCBI's taxonomy places the organism in Eukaryota, Viridiplantae, Streptophyta, Magnoliopsida, Brassicales, Brassicaceae.